Messenger RNA from Rhopilema esculentum, 1806 nucleotides. RefSeq names its product cysteine-rich motor neuron 1 protein. Gene Ontology annotation, cellular component: extracellular region. The record is from RefSeq and is a predicted model, not a curated record. Gene Ontology annotation, molecular function: insulin-like growth factor binding. Gene Ontology annotation, biological process: regulation of cell growth; regulation of signal transduction. Lineage: Eukaryota; Metazoa; Cnidaria; Scyphozoa; Rhizostomeae; Rhizostomatidae.
GCUGUUGAAAUUAAGUGUCAAUCUUGAAAUGACGUCAUGAAAUGGUCAAUCGAUACACCACUAUUUCAAAUUCUUAUAACUUGGCUUAACAUUAACUGCGGUUUUUAGUCAUUGCUAUUUGCUAACGCAUCGUAAUUGCAAAUUUCCGGUGAGAAAAUUUCCGAGUACUAAGAUUUUGCAGGCGACAAAUUGAAUGAAGGUACAAUAUUCGAUAAAACCCUUAAACCUUCCUGGACUCCACCCUGCGAACAGAAGCGAUGAAUCUAUGAAUUACCUUGAUGGCCAUGGUAUCCUUAUCCUCUCAUUUCAGUUGAACUUGAAAGCAUGCCGCUGCUGAUAAAGUGGAUAAAACGACCAGCAGAUCAAUUCGCCUCAGAUGGAGUGUAGAUCACGGUGAAGAAGGUUCGCACCCACAGUCUGUAGUAUUGGUUGUAUAGAAAAAGCUGUCACAUGGAGACGCCGUAUAUUGCUAUGUUGAAAUUCUGGUUUCUAGCAAGCCUGUUUCUUAUCGAAGCAAAUAAUUCACUGAAAAACAAUCGAUUUCAUUUCAAAUGCAACAACGACUGUAGCAGAUACAAUUGCAGAAAAGCUAAAGACGUCCGCGAUGAUUGUCCGGGUGGUAUUGUAUAUGGUGUGUGUGGUUGCUGUCUGUACUGUGCCAGGUUAGAAGGCCAAGAGUGUGGCGCCUACAAAAAUGCCAAAGGAGUGUGUGAUGUUGGUUUGUACUGUGAUGUUGGGCGUAUAAGAAGGAAAAAACUUCAUAAAUAUGCAUCUGGCAGAUGCAAGAAAAUUCCCAAGCAAAAGGAGCGCCUUUACAAACCUUUCUCGUUGAUACUUGAAAAUCGGAUACCAAACUGUAGACCAGAAUGCACGCCAGAGUUUUGUUCCAUGUGGCCAGAUGCCAUUUGCUCUGCAUCCAAAAACCACGAAAAGCACAGACCAUGUCAAGCCCCAUGUCAGCACACUACAUGUCAAGCGUGUUAUUUUGAACAAAAAGACGAGCCUCCGUGCCGAAAGUGUGCGAAAAAUGACUUCGAUUGUCUAAGAAGAUUUGGUAGAUGUGUCAAGCGAGAAAUCUGCACCAGAGCUAAAUACCCCUGUUUGUCAAAAGCGAGGCGGCAAGUCGAUGGAAAAUUCAAGUGCAAAGUUCCAGCAUGUGAGAGAUAGAGAAUCCUUCCUUCAUUGCUGAGAUCUGCCAUAUUUUAUUUUGGUAAGAAAGUAAAGAUCUCACCAUCGAGGCAUGAAUUAGCUUGCUCGCGUAGGAAAGUUGGCACGACGGAGUGAGAAAGGCCAGUAGAUCAUGUACAGUUCGAGGCUACAUCGAUACAUUAUUACUAAAGACAAUUUAUAUGAUAGCAAGGUUAGAUUUAUAUAAUUUAUUAUAAGAUUCCUUUCUCAAAUAAGAAAAUUCGACCAACAAUAAAUUUCAGCAAUGCCUGUCAAAAAGAAUUCUACUUGAAAUGUUUAUUAUGCUUGAAAAUAUCUUUAUACUUGAAUUGUUUUAUCACGAGCACAAAUGCAUUGCAAAAACUCUUUCGACGAGGUUAAAAGUUUACCUAGCAAUAAAUGUGAAACUUAUUCAACCAAUGCAAUGGAUUCUCGACAGAUAUGACAAGCAACCAUAUUCAGCUUCUGACAAAUGGAUAUUGCGUUCGUCAAAGGCAGACAGUAAGACAUAGUUUAGAGAACGGUUUAUAUUCUUUUACUUUUGAUGUAAAUUCGAAAAUUUAGGAAUCGUGUUCGUACUUACGCAGUAAUAAAGGUAUUAAUUUGCAACAUAGCAUUAAGUAUACAAACACAAAUAAA